Alternaria alternata is the source of this 585-nucleotide messenger RNA. RefSeq lists its product as hypothetical. The coding region runs from base 211 to 585 and encodes 124 amino acids. Lineage: Eukaryota; Fungi; Ascomycota; Dothideomycetes; Pleosporales; Pleosporaceae. The transcript has a single exon. The record is from RefSeq and is a predicted model, not a curated record.
AACCACAACUUCUAUCACAUUUUCAACACCAAAUCUAAAUUCUCUACGACUUCAACUCCCUCUCCAUACCAACAACGUAAGUUUAAUUCCACCGAAUGGUGUGGUAGACAGUUUCGAAGUUGUCAUUUUCGGCGCGAGACUCGAAACUCACCAGCAUGCACGCGUCUGUUUUUCACACACUGACAUACAUACAGCACAAACACAUUCAAAAUGGUCUCUUCUCAGCAAGGCUACUCCAACACCACCACCGACAUGAAGGGUAACACCCAAGCUGUCAACGAGGCUCAGUCCAACCUCCCUCUCCCCGAGCAGCCCCCCGUCGCCUCAGACUUCAACUCCGCCGAUGCUAGCACCGUAAACGUUGGCUCCGGUCGCCAAGAAGCUUCUUUCUCAUCAGGUGGUGGUGCCAUCCGCGACCCCGCUGUCGGAGCUGGUGGUGUUGCCGGACGUGAGGCUAAGGAUGGACUUGGCGGCAUUCCCAACGAUGCUGUCUCUCGUGAGGCGAAGGACCACUCUGGUCUUGCCGACACAACUGGCAAGGACUACGGAUACCCCCAGAAGAACGACCCCAGCGGCAAGCAGUAG